Molecule: messenger RNA, 1195 nt
Organism: Drosophila albomicans
Lineage: Eukaryota; Metazoa; Arthropoda; Insecta; Diptera; Drosophilidae
Exons: 1
Coding region: 146-1090 (314 amino acids)
Source: RefSeq, a predicted model, not a curated record
GUAGUUUGUUCAACCAUUCACAAAUACUUCAAAAGCAAAACAUUAUAUUAGAUUCAUAGUUUGAUUUCACGUGAACAACACAAAGAUACAAAUUACCGUAGAAUAUAUCGUAGUGUAUAGAAAUAGUUCGGCUAAAACUUGCACAAUGUUCGAGAACGAGCCAAUUCCUGACUCACAGGACAAGCUGAUCGAGCGACUGGGCGACUGCGAUGUGCCCGUCGACUACAUGGAUCUGUUGAGUCACCGGAUACGUUGCCACAAGAUCGAGAUCUUUCACUACGACGACGAGGUGAGCUUCACGCCCCGCGACGAAGAGGAGGGGGAGCAGGGGCUGAGCUACGGCGAUGAUCAGUUCAGUGUGGAUCGUAGCGACGAUAUCGAUCGCCUGCUGAGGCUAGUGAAGGAUCUCGACUGCCAGAUACGUCGCAUCGAGCUGAUGCAGCUGUUGCUCAAGGAGCGACAACAGCAGCGGGCGGAGCGAGUGGAGAGCGGUGUGACUGAAGCAUCCACCGAGCAGUUGGAGAAGGUGAAGGAAGCGAAGGCAGCGAAGCAACUAGUUUUGAGCUGCCAAGAGCAGUUGGAGGUGCGCAAUCUGCAGCACGAUCAGCAUCGAUUGCAGUGCGAGAUCAACGAGAUGAUCACCAACUAUCGCCUCUUGCGCUCCGUCCUCCACACGCUGCGUGGCCAGAUGUGUGCCGGGCAUCGCGAGUGCCGUCAUCUGGAUGCCACAAUGAAGAACUUGCAACAGUGGAGCGAACAAGUCGCUGGCGAGUUGCCCAUUUGCAAGCAUCGCUAUCAAACGAUCCUCAAGACGAAAGUCAGCAAAACCGAGGCGGAUCGCGUCAUCAAAGCGAACACGGCAAAGGCCCACAGACGUGCUCGGAAUUUCCUCUCGGUGCGCCGCAUGCAGUUCGAUCUGCAGGAAUUCCAUGCAGAGAUCGACGAGCUGCUCGAAUACGCAAGUGAUCUGCGCAAGGAGAUGCAACGUCGCUUCGGCAAUGUCGAGACUCAGACAGAGACUCAGACUCAUCGAGACGACGAUCGAGAGCAAGUGAUCGAAGCUGGAGGAGAUCAUCUCCAUCAUCUCUGAGCACACACACACACACACAAAUCACCAUCGUUGUUCAAUAAAAUUGCACUUAUCGCGCCUCUGUGAUUAUUGUGAUUGCACAUUCGAUCGCAAUCGAUCGAUCCU